Molecule: messenger RNA, 1362 nt
Organism: Argiope bruennichi
Lineage: Eukaryota; Metazoa; Arthropoda; Arachnida; Araneae; Araneidae
Product: ankyrin-3-like
Exons: 3
Coding region: 1-1362 (453 amino acids)
Molecular function (GO): protein binding
Source: RefSeq, a predicted model, not a curated record
AUGGAGUUCCCUAAUCUUAUGCAUCACUGCUUUAAAGUUUUCAGCGACUUAAAUCGUGUCCGCAAAUUGCUGGCUGGAGGAUUGGAUCCCAAUCACCAGACUUACGGUGGUACAACACCAUUCCAUUGGGCAUGCAUGAAUCCCGCUCCCAACAUUGAAGUGGUUAGAUGCUUGAUUCAAGCCGGUGCUGAUAUAAAUUUGGAAAAUCACAUGGGUUAUACACCUUUACAUUUCGCAGUAAUUCAACGGAAACGUUUAGUUGCCAAAGAAUUGAUUGAGCAAGGAGCUUUAAUCAAUGCUCAGAAUUAUCUUGGAAUGUCAGCCUUGCAUUUUGCCGUCUCCGAUUUCGCCUUGUUUGGAACGCCAAUUCUAGAUCGCACACAUCUUGAUAUAUGGAUCGUAAAAAUGCUAUUAAAACAUCAAUAUAUAAAUCGCGAUCUAAUAAAUUCAAAUGGAGACACCCCACUUAUGCUCUCUGUCAAAGAUUAUCAUAUAGAAUCUGCUGUGCAGUUGUUGCGAUCUAAAGCAAAUCAAAAUAUAUGCAAUAAGGAUUUCCAAACGCCUUUGCAUGUGGCAUUAACCCAUCCGCCAAGUGAUAUUGAGAUUGAACUUCUGAUCUGUGGUGCCAACCUUUAUGCAGUAGAUAGACAUGGCAUCACUCCUUUAGAUAUUCUAAUGAAGUUUACCUUGGAUGAUGAGAAUGAGGAAUGGAUUCACAAGCCUGUGGUAGAUCGAUUAGCAGAAGACAUUUACCCCGAUUAUUUUGUUGAAAUCUUAUACCUGGUUUGCGAAUUAUUUGCUAGAGAAAUGAAUACCAAGCACUAUUUUUACGGUGGUACAGCGCCGUUCCGUUGGGCAUGUAUGAGUCCCGCUCACAGCAUUGAAGUGGUUAGAUGCAUGAUUCAAGCCGGUGCUGAUAUAAAUUUGGCAAAUCACUUAGGUUAUGCUCCUUUACAUUUCGCAGUAAUUCAAUGGAAACGUUUAGUUGCCAAAGAAUUUAUUGAGCAUGGUGCUUUAAUCAAUGCUCAGAAUUAUCCUGUGACAUCGGCAUUGCAUUUUGCCGUCUCUGACUGCUCAUUGUUUGUAACACCGAUUCUAGAUCGCAAACCAUUUGAUAUAUGGAUCGACAAAAAACUAUUAAAACAUCCAUGUAUAGAUCACGAUCUAUUGAAUUCAAAUGGAGUCACCCCACUAAUUUUUUCCUGCAAAGGUUAUCAUGUGGAAUAUGCAGUUCAGAUGUUGCAUUCAGAAGCAAAUCCAAACAUAUGGAAUAAGGAUUUCAAAAUUUCUUUACAUGUGACGUUGAUCCAUCCGCCUAGUUCUAUUGAGGUUGGAGUUCUGUACAAUGGUGCCAAUAUUUAA